AUGCUGAAUCUCACAGAUUACUAUGCCAAUAAUUCGGAAGUUGCCCAGACCAGUAUAAAGCUUGAAAUUAAGAUGAUUAUUUUGACACCAAUUGUUAUCAGUUUUUGUUGCUUCCUAUACAUUACUGCAAUUAUACUCAACGUCUACAUCAUCACACCCCAAAUCCAAGAGAAUGGACGCUAUAUGCUCUUUGCUCACAUGCUUGUCAAUGAUCUAAUGUACGUAACUCUAGCAGGUAUACUUUUCUUAUUUACUUUAUUUCCAGUUUACUUUCCAGUUACAAUCUGCUACCUUUUUGUUACUGUAUCCUCCACAUCAUUCAAGGUGACCCCAUAUAACCUGGCUGCCAUGUCACUAGAACGUUAUGUUGCCAUCUGUUACCCGCUUCGACAUGCUGAGUUCUCCACCAAGCAGAGAACUGGUAAUAUGAUUGCCUUUAUCUGGGUUGUAGGGCUAAUCCCUAACAUUGUCGAUUUUAUUAUUCUGGCGGUCUCCAUUAACAUAGACUAUUUUUCUCGUUACGUCCUUUGCAGUCGUGUCUCAUUUUUGAACACCGCGAUACAGAGCACAUUAAGGUCAUUCAUUCAUGCUUUUACCUUUUCCCUGGUGGGAUUGAUCAUUGUGUUUACUUAUGUCAAGAUUAUGCUAGUUGCCAAUCGGAUUGACUCGGGAAAACGUUCAGCGUCUAAGGCCAGUAAAACAGUCAUGCUUCACGCUUUCCAGCUUUUAUUAUGUAUGACUGCUUUCACUUACCCCGUUACCGAGACAUAUCUCAAAGGAUAUAUCAUUAUGUUACCCAUUCUUAACUUCUGCCUCUUCAUGUGUCUUCCACGGUUUCUCAGCCCCUUAAUCUAUGGAAUAAGGGACGACGCGUUCCGCACAUGUAUAACACGAUAUGUAUUCUGUAAACCUGUGGUGAUAAAUGUUGCACAAUUUACAAAAUGA
Pelobates fuscus (common spadefoot toad) is the source of this 945-nucleotide messenger RNA. RefSeq names its product odorant receptor 131-2-like. Gene Ontology annotation, molecular function: G protein-coupled receptor activity; odorant binding; olfactory receptor activity. The record is from RefSeq and is a predicted model, not a curated record. Gene Ontology annotation, cellular component: membrane. The transcript has a single exon. Gene Ontology annotation, biological process: G protein-coupled receptor signaling pathway; detection of chemical stimulus involved in sensory perception of smell. NCBI's taxonomy places the organism in Eukaryota, Metazoa, Chordata, Amphibia, Anura, Pelobatidae. The coding region runs from base 1 to 945 and encodes 314 amino acids.